AUGUCGCCCCGAACGAUCGUGGCUCUCGUGGGCUUGCUCCUGGUGGGAGCGCAGGGCGGCGAGGUGUACGGCGCUCGUCUACCAAAGCAGGGAGGCAGGAACGGGGACCCUCAAACGAGCGAAGACAUUUCCGCCAGCUCGCGCAAGCUGCUUCAGAACGCAGGCUCGUGCGCCCCCGAUGGCAUCACCCCCAACGGGACUCUCUGCUCUUACGCCGACGGCCAGCUUCAAUUCUGCUGCGGCGUCCCGAACUUCGUCUGCCCUAUGGUCGCGACUCUCGACGCGUUAAGGAAUGGCACCUGUCAAAUAUUUGUGGGCGUCCCGACCACCGGUACCCCGGUCCCUACCGCGAUCCCCAUCGCUACUGUUGCCCCGGUCUCUACCGCUUCCGUUGCCCCGGUCUCUAUCCAGACCGCUGUCGCACCCGGCCCGACUUCCCCGGGCCCCUUGGCGGGGCCCAGCGCGGCGCCGGGUUUCGCGGGCGCCCCCUUCCCCGGCGCACCUACAGCCGAUGACUGGAAUGGGGUGCGCUGCAGCGGAGCCGGACCUGGUUCCGCACCGGAAAGGUCGCGAGCCGGCGGAACGGAUCUGCUGACGCUCACGCGCAACGCGGCCGUGGCGGACGAGGCCCGCAGCUAA
Messenger RNA from Klebsormidium nitens, 639 nucleotides. The record is from the annotation of a GenBank genome assembly. Lineage: Eukaryota; Viridiplantae; Streptophyta; Klebsormidiophyceae; Klebsormidiales; Klebsormidiaceae.